Molecule: messenger RNA, 1515 nt
Organism: Metarhizium brunneum ARSEF 3297
Lineage: Eukaryota; Fungi; Ascomycota; Sordariomycetes; Hypocreales; Clavicipitaceae
Product: MFS transporter prlL
Biological process (GO): transmembrane transport
Cellular component (GO): membrane
Molecular function (GO): transmembrane transporter activity
Source: RefSeq, a predicted model, not a curated record
AUGACGGCACCCAAGGACACAGAGCUGGAGCGGGUUGAGCUUGGCUCACUGGCUGGCAAGGUCUCGCUGGACAUUGCCCCCGGCGCAAGUGAAGCAGAGAGAGACUUGUUUCGCACAUUCGCCAGCAGGGAUCCGGAAUGGGUUGCUGCCCAGGACAAGAGGCUCGUUCGAAAGAUUGACACGCGCAUGAUGCCCUGUUUAAUCGUCAUGUACUUGCUCAACUUCCUCGAUCGAUCCAACCUCGCCCAAGCCCGACAGGGCACUCUGGAAAAGGACCUACACAUGCGAGGAACCGACUUCAACCUGGCCACGUCCAUUUUCUUCGUUGGCUAUCUGCUGAUGCAGCUGCCGUCCAACAUCAUCAUCACGCGCGUCCGCCCUUCCAUCUAUUUGGCCUCUGCUAUUGUCCUUUGGGGCGUCGUGUCUACUUGCAACGCCGCGGCUGGCAGCUUUGUCCACCUCAUCGUCAUUCGUUUCUUCCUGGGUUUUGCUGAGGCACCCUUCUUUCCCGGCGCCAUCUUUCUCAUGUCGUCAUGGUAUACCCGCGCCGAGCUGACGCGCAGAGUGGCCUGGCUCUACACCGGCAAUUCACUUGCCAACAUGUUUGGAGGGCUCAUUUCAUUCGGUGUUCUGAGGGACUUGAACGGUGUACAUGGAAUCGCCGGAUGGAGGUGGCUUUUCAUAGUCGAGGGCGUGGCUACGAUUGGCGUUGGCAUCAUGUCCGCGUUUAUCCUGCCAGACUACCCUCAAACAACUCGCUGGCUGAGCGAUGAAGAACGCGCCUUUGCAUCCUGGCGGCUCUUGGCCGACAUCAACGAGAUGGAUGACGGCAAAUCCACGACAGUCUGGCAAGGCUUGAAGCUGGCCCUCAAAGACUACCGGCUUUAUCUUUUUAUUCUUCUAGCACACAUGAGUCUGUUGUCGCAGACGUUUCAAUAUUUCUUUCCGAGCAUCGUGCAAACCCUGGGAUACGACCCUCUGAUUACCCUGUUGCUCACGGUUCCAGCCUGGUUCGCGACGUUCCUCGUCUCCAUCACGGUCAAUUGGACCGCAGCCAAGACCGAGGACAAGUCGAUUCACAUCUUUUGUCUCAUGGUCGUGGCGGCGGCCGGAAACGCCAUUGCCACCGGCACCACAGCGCCCGGUGCCCGGUUCUUCGCCAUGUUCCUGAUGCCAAUGGGCUCCAUCGCUGCGUACACCAUCAUUGUUGGCUGGGUGGCCAACUCUUUCCCGCGGCCGCUGGUCAAGCGGUCGGCGGCCAUUGCCAUUGUCAACAUGAUUGGCAACACGGCCAGUAUUUACGGGAGCUACAUGUACAACAAGGACCAGGGCCCGCAGUACAUUCCGGGCGGGAGUUCCAAUGCAGCGAUAAGCUUCUUGGUCGGCGUGCUCGCAUUGAUCUUGCGCUACUUACACAAGUGGGAGAAUAGGAAGCUGGAGAGGGCGGAGAACGAGGCGGCGGCAAACGGGACUUUGACAGGGCGAGGUCCGGAGGGAUUCAGAUAUAUUUAUUAG